Cuscuta campestris is the source of this 400-nucleotide messenger RNA. NCBI's taxonomy places the organism in Eukaryota, Viridiplantae, Streptophyta, Magnoliopsida, Solanales, Convolvulaceae. The record is from the annotation of a GenBank genome assembly.
GACAUGGUCCGGAGCAUGAUUAGUCUGACAACAUUGCCAGAAUCAUUUUGGGGAUAUGCAUUGAAAACAGCAGCACACACACUCAACAGAGUUCCAUCUAAAGCUGUCGAGAGCACACCAUACGAACUAUGGCGUGGGAGAAAACCGAGUUUCUCGUACUUUAAGAUUUGGGGCUGUGAAGCUUAUGUAAAACGUCUCAUGACGUCUAGUAAGUUGGAGCCUAAAUCUGAUAAAGUAAUUUUUUGUGGGAUACCCCAAGAAAACUAGAGGGUAUGAGUUCUAUCAUCCAUCCGAUAACAAAAUUUUCGUUGCUCGGAAUGGAACCUUCCUUGAGAAGGAGUUUCUUUCUGCUAUCACUAGUGGGAGAAAGGUAGACCUCGAAGAAAUUCGAGAACCACAA